AUGGCUGCGCGACCCGUUACUCCGGCUUCACCUAAGAAUGUUAAGGUCAAAACGCCAGCCCCGGGUACGCCCAUGUACGGCUGCGAGCAUGUGCAGCGCCUGUUAACACAGGGCCAAGAAGUGAUGAACAGCUCUAUCUCUCACUACAAAAUGAUCCUACGAGGGAUCUUCGAUACGAGUCCCGUCGUCGCGCAGACAACGAGCAAAGAUGGUCGUCCCGUUACCUCAAUAACCUCAAAUUUUCUCUGCCUCCAGUGUCCGACUACCCUCGAUGAGAGCGAACGAUUGAAUCAUGGGUCGAAGAAGCAGCAUAGAUUCUAUGUCGACUCUCGAAGCGGUUCCCUAUACUGCCAAAUGUGCGACGACCUCGUCUGGGAUCCCACUUUUGAAGAUCUGCGAAUACGAAAGAUGGGAACUGGUUCCUUCUCUGGACGAAAACGAAAGCACGAAGAUCUCUUCAGUGAAAAUGACCUACGGCUUAUUACCACAAACACCACGACGGCCUCAUGUAGGGCAAAUGGCCUUCGGGGCAUCUAUAACGCAGGCGCAACUUGCUACCAAAAUGUUGUGCUGCAGAGCUUUAUCCACAAUCCACUUCUUCGCAAUUUUUACCUGGGCGAUGGGCAUCAUGAUUGCAGCACACAGAACUGCCUUAGCUGUGCAAUGGACGACAUGUUCCAGGAUUUCUAUGCCCAUGAGACUACUAACGGGUUCACGGCAGCCAGUAUCCUAUCAGCGUUUUGGAUCUCAGAGAAAAAAGCAUUCGAAAAUCUCGUGACCACAAAGGAGCAGGAUGCUCAUGAGUUCUUCCAGUUCCUUGCAGAGGAACUUCAUGAGCGCAACGGCGAUGGGAAGAAGCCAGAAGAUGGCAGUGAGCAUAACUGUGAAUGUGUUAUUCAUCAGACGUUCUAUGGCAAAAUGCAAACAGCCACUACCUGCCAGAACUGCUUAAGUACCUCAAAUGCCGUACAGUCAUUCUUAGACUUGAGCUUAGGCCUGGAUAACAUGAACCAAAAGCGAAAGAAGAAGAGUCAACUCCCACGGCCAAUCAAUCUCAUGGAUUGUUUAGAUGAGGAGUACCUCAACUCAGACAAAUGCGAAUAUCGCUGCCAUGGCUGCAACUCAACUCAGCAGGCACGGCGACAGACCAGCAUUAAGCGCCUGCCCAAUGUCUUGUCUAUUCAACUCAAGCGGUUUGAGUUCAAACAGGGCGGACGCGACCGAGCCGCCUCAAAGAUUGAUGACCACGUCCAGUUCCCUCUACAGCUCAAUAUGCUUCCCUACACCCAUCAAUCCCGUGGUCGUGAGGGCAAGGAGAGCAAAGAGCUCGAGCGGUCCUGCAUAUAUGACCUACUGAGUGUGGUCGUACAUGUUGGAGAACUUGACACCGGCCAUUACAUGUCAUACUGUCGGGUUGGGGACCAGUGGUUUCGAUUCAAUGACCACAAGGUCGAGAUGGCCACCAUAUCUGAUGUGCUAGGUGCCAAAGCAUACAUCCUCUUCUAUAUCAUUCGAACCAUCAGUUGA
This is a messenger RNA of Clonostachys rhizophaga, 1527 nucleotides long. Lineage: Eukaryota; Fungi; Ascomycota; Sordariomycetes; Hypocreales; Bionectriaceae. The record is from the annotation of a GenBank genome assembly.